Molecule: messenger RNA, 687 nt
Organism: Aplysia californica (California sea hare)
Lineage: Eukaryota; Metazoa; Mollusca; Gastropoda; Aplysiida; Aplysiidae
Product: autotransporter adhesin BpaC-like
Exons: 2
Coding region: 1-687 (228 amino acids)
Source: RefSeq, a predicted model, not a curated record
AUGGGGGAAAGUCGGCUGUUUGGUCAGGGAGGGGAUCAGAUGGGGGAAAGUCGGCUGUUUGGUCAGGGAGGGGAUCAGAUGGGGGAAAGUGGGCUGUUUGGUCAGGGAGGGGAUCAGAUGGGGGAAAGUCGGCUAUCAGCUGGAGAUGUCCCCGGGCGGUUCAGCAAUCAUGGCGUCAAGUUGUCUUCGUCAGCAACAGGCCAGCAACAGGCCAGCAACAGGCCACAAUCAGCAACAGGACAGCAACAGGCCACGAUCAGCAACAGGCCACGAUCAGCAACAGGACAGCAACAGGCCACGAUCAGCAACAGGACAGCAACAGGCCACGAUCAGCAACAGGACAGCAACAGGCCACGAUCAGCAACAGGACAGCAACAGGACAGUAACAGGACAGCAACAGGCCACGAUCAGCAACAGGCCACGAUCAGCAACAGGACAGUAACAGGACAGCAACGGGCCACGAUCAGCAACAGGCCACGAUCAGCAGCAGGACAGCAACAGGGCAGUAACAGGACAGCAACAGGCCACGAUCAGCAACAGGACAGCAACAGGGCAGUAACAGGACAGCAACAGGCCACGAUCAGCAACAGGCCACGAUCAGCAACAGGACAGCAACAGGCCACGAUCAGCAACAGGCCACGAUCAGCAACAGGACAGCAACAGGCCACGAUCAGCAACAGGACAUGA